GUGCUGCAGACUUUUGUUGAUUUUGCGGUUUGAGAGUCGGCUUUUAGAGAGGCUGGGAAGGGAGAGGGUAUUAGGCUUGGGGAAGUAGUGGAUAAAGGAAAGGAGGAGGGGACAGCGAGAGGGAUACAUUUGAACAUUUAGUUGUAAUUUUUUUCUCACCCUCGACGCCAUCGUGGUGUACUUUAAAUAGUCUUCAUUAAUCUCUUGCGCGUAAACGUUUUGCGUAAAGACGCGCUCUGGAAAUGUUACUCUGGCCUAAUAUGACAGUUCGUUUUUCGCUGAAGACAAAACACUUGUCUCUGCGCCGAGAGUGAAAUGAGGCCUGAGGUGAUCUCUCUACCGGUCCUAGUCGUCCCUGAGGCGAUCUCUCUACCGGUCCUAGUUGCGUCUGGAGCAAUCUGAGCACAAAGCCAACACCAGAUAAGCCCAAAGACUUGACACCGUUGUUGUUACCUUGAGCGUAUUCUUUUCACAUAUAGUUAAUUAAACCAGUGUGUGUUAUGUGAUGUUGUCAGUAGAGGGUUGAAUACAUACUGCUCCUAUAUUUGCCCGAGUUUAAUAGUCUCUUCUGUAGUCUGCAUCUCACCUCCACUGGAUUGCAACAUCCUUCCAAACUGGAGCCUGUCCAGCAAGUCUGAAAUCUCAUUAUGGCUCUCCCACAGAGCUCGGUGCAGGACCGGGGGGAGGAAGUGGAGGAGGGGGCCAUAUACAAUGUGACACUGAAGAGGUGCCAGAUCCAGCAGGCCGCCAACAAGGGAGCAAGAUGGCUGGGGGCGGAGGGGGACCGGCUGCCUCCCGGCCACACUGUAAGCCAGUUGGAAACCUGUAAGAUCCGGAGUAUCCGGGCGGGAACGCUGGAGCGUCUGGUGGAGACCCUGCUGACUGCAUUUGAGGACAAUGACCUCACCUACACCAACAUCUUCCUGUCCACAUACCGAGCCUUCGCCAGCACGCACACCGUGCUGCAGUUGCUGCUAGACAAGUAUGGAAUUCCAGAGGAUAGUGAAGAACAGACUGAGCAAUGUAGAACCUCUGAAACCAAAGGAGCCGUUCGAACUGCCCUGGUCUCCAUCCUGCGAGUCUGGCUGGACCAGUGUCCAGAGGACUUCCAAGAGCCUCCAUCCUACCCCUGCCUCCACAGGGUGAUGGCCUACCUACAGAGGGCCCUGCCUGGAUCGGAGCCCAUGCGUAAAGCCCAGAGUCUACUGGAGCAGCUGAAGGCUGAGGCCAGUCUGGAUGUAGACUCAGAGGGUUUUUCUGGUGGUUUCCAUGGCAACAGCUCCUUCUGCUUGGCUGAGGAUGAGGGAGUAGAGAUUGAGGUCCAGGAAGGAUUCCUGUCAUUUGAUGCAGACUUGGUGGCCGACCAGCUGACCUAUAUGGAUGCGUUGUUGUUCAAGAAGGUGAUUCCUCACCACUGCCUGGGCUCCAUCUGGUCCCAGAGGGAUAAGAAACAGAACAAGCACAGUGCUCCCACCAUCCGUGCCACCAUCACCCAGUUCAACGCUGUGGCAGCGUGUGUGGUCAGCACCAUACUGCACCGACAACAGAUCCGCCCGCUUCUCAGGGCACGGGUCAUCAAGCGCUGGAUAGACAUCGCUCAGGAGUGUCGCGUGCUUAAGAACUUCUCCUCGCUGCGUGCCAUUGUGUCUGCACUGCAGUCCAACCCACUCUACAGACUGAAGAGGGCCUGGUCCUGGGUGCCCAAAGACAGCAUGUCUACGUUUGAAGAGCUAUCAGACAUCUUCUCAGAUCACAACAACUACCUGACUAGCCGAGAGCUCCUGAUGAGGGAGGGCACCUCUAAAUUUGCCAAUCUGGAAGGCUGUGCUAAGGAGCACCAGAAACGCACUCACAAACGACUCCAGCUGCAGAAGGAAAUGGGUGCCAUGCAGGGGACGAUACCUUACCUGGGCACCUUCCUGACAGACCUGACCAUGUUAGAUACAGCCCGGUCAGACCUAGUAGAGGGGGGGCUAAUCAACUUUGAUAAGAGGCGAAGGGAGUUUGAGGUGAUCGCUCAGAUCAAGCUGCUGCAGUCUGCGUGUAACAGCUACUGUCUUAGUGCUGAUGAUGCCUUCCUGCGCUGGUUCAAGAACCAGCCCCAACACAGCGAGGAGGAGAGCCAUGCUAUGUCUUGUGACAUUGAAGGAGUCGGAGACAGCAGUCCAACCUUACCCAAACUUCGCAAGAGCAUGGUUAAGAGACUCAGCCUACUGUUCCAAGGAGCAGACUCAGCAGGCUGUUCCCCAGUGAGGGAAACACCUCGGUCGCCCCCUACUGGCAGCUCAGGGGAGAGCGUGGACUCAGUCAGUGUGUCGUCCAGUGACUCCAGCCCUUCAGACAGCGAGGGCCUAGGCAUGACACCUAUACACACUUCAGAUGCACAGCAGAACAAGGUGUCCGAGUCUUGCUAUUGCAUUUCUCUCCACUCCAUGGACACUACCUUGUCCUCAGCCAGUGUUCCUGUGACCCCGGCCUCACCCUUCCUCUCUGGCCCACCCUGCAUGCACCAUCGCUUGGACUCCCUGACGCCCAUGUCCCCCUCCUCUCCCCUGCCCCCUGCCUACAACACCCAGGCUCAGGACGCCUGCAUCAUCAGAGUCAGCCUGGAGCAGGGCAACGGCAACCUCUACAAGAGCAUCAUGUUGACGAGUCAGGAUAAGACUCCAGCAGUGAUCUCUAGAGCCGUGGCCAAACACAACCUGGAGAGUGAGCCUGGGGAGGGAUACGAGCUGGUGCAGGUCAUCUCUGACGAAAGAGAGCUGGUGAUUCCAGACACCGCCAAUGUGUUUUACGCCAUGAACACCUCAGCCAACUUUGACUUCCUGCUGCGUGUGCGAGGCACUGCUGGGCGGUCGGUCCAACUGAGGAGUCACUACGCCUCCACAUUCCCCCGCGCCCAGCAGCGCUCCAGCCUGUCGCUGCGCCUCAGCAAGGUCAACCUGUGACCCCCAGGACAAGGACACUAUGCCUGAAGGGACACAUUUGAUUUGUUUUGUCAUUUAGCAGACACUCUUAUCCAGAGUGACUUACAGUAGUGAGUGCAGACAUUUUCGGACACCCGACUGGAUGGGCUGGGAGUGGUGGUGGGAGACUGAAAAGGACCAAACAUGGGGGAACGAAUUGAAGUCGAUGAGUUUAGACUCUGAAUUCUCUGUUCCCACAUCCCCUUUCCCUAAUCAGACCCCCAUCUCUUAGUGCUCCCUCUCCCAGCAUCCCUUCCAGUAGCAGCCUGUGGCCUUCCCUUU
Oncorhynchus mykiss (rainbow trout) is the source of this 3248-nucleotide messenger RNA. NCBI's taxonomy places the organism in Eukaryota, Metazoa, Chordata, Actinopteri, Salmoniformes, Salmonidae. The record is from RefSeq and is a predicted model, not a curated record.